Parnassius mnemosyne (clouded apollo) is the source of this 4527-nucleotide messenger RNA. The record is from the annotation of a GenBank genome assembly. NCBI's taxonomy places the organism in Eukaryota, Metazoa, Arthropoda, Insecta, Lepidoptera, Papilionidae.
AGUCUGCCGACGGGCAUAGAGCGCGCGCCCGCUAUACGACUGUCAUUCCGUGUUAUACGCUGAAGCCGUUCUAAGUGCACAUGAUAACAUAUAUAUGUGUACGUCUUUUGCGGUACACGCGUGUUGCUAUAUAAUGUGCACGUGAAAGGGUCGCCGCCGACAAACUUUAAGUAGACUACGUGUUUAUUGAAUAAAUCGGGCGGAGGCGGCGGCAUCGCGUCUACUCCAUGCUACGAGAUAGAAGCUGUCUUCAUCGGACUUGUUUUUCAAGAUAAUGAAGAUAUUAAGUUUUCACAAGAGCGGACACAUUCCAUUACAAGGAAAAUUCCAGUGGGAAAAAGUGUCUUCUACCAGAUGCCACCGCCCGCGCGCCCCGCGCACUACCCUGCCGCGCACCGCGCGAUGCGCUAUUACCGCAUCUGGAUCUACGCGUGCAACGGGGCAUUGCUACUUGGUGCGCUCGCGUUCUGCACGGCGGCAGGCCGUGCGCUUGCAGACUAUCGUCGCACUCUCGUGCCUGGUCUGGGCGCCGCGCAGCCCGGCUUUCUGUACGGAUACGCGGCCCUACCUGCGCAGGCUGGUCUUCUGCAGCUACUCGGCUGCCUCGCCGCCCUGCGUCUCUCCGAGCGUAUGCUUAACGCAUACUGGUUUGCUCUACUUGCACUUUUAGUCGGUGACGCCGCGAUCGGUGUCUAUUGGGCGUUCCGUUUCGAGCGUGUAUGCCGAGAGUUACGACCACAGCUGCGCAUACGUCUUGCAAGAGAUUACGAAAACGACGUGGAUUUCUCCGAGGCGUGGGAUCGUCUACAAAAGGAACAACGUUGUUGUGGAGUAACCGGUCCUGCCGAUUUUGCUGCUUUUAAUCGCUCGGCAUUACCGCCUAGUUGUUGUCGGAUUCCAGCACAUUCACCAGCCGUAACAUCUGCUUCUUUAGCGAUUAUAUCAGUUACAUCACCGGCACCAUUCACUCCAGUUCAUUGCGCACCACACACGGCAGCGUGUGCAGAGAGGCUGCUUUCCUGGCUACGUCGAACAGCGGAUGCAUUAUUCGUCCUUGGCUAUUGUGUCAUCGCAUUUUUAAAAUUGUGCUUCCUGGGUAUUCUAAGAUACGAGAUAAAAGAAAUGAUUCAAAAAAUAAGAAUAUUACGUAGUGAGCUAGGCGCUGGGGAGUUUAUGGAUGGUAGCCCCAUUCAUGGCGGGCCAUUGUCUCAGACUGUUGUUGUAAAUGCUGUUAACGCAAACGGCGGAGUUCGAACUCACGGCGGUAGUCCAGAAAGGGCGGGAGAAAGAGAAGCUCUCCUUGGUCGAAGCGCCGAACCAUGUGCUCGUCGGAGUAUACACGACGAGCCGCUCAGUCUGAAAACCAUAAACGGCAACAAUAACUGCGAGAUGCGGGAAUUCGCUCGUGGCGACUACCGGCCACUCGCGGCAGACAGCGCUGCAACUCGGAUCUGACUAAGAUGUUACUUGGAGCGGUUGUUCGGGCGGCGAUGGCGCUCAUUUCCUGCCGCUGGAUUUGAGGUGGAGCCCCCACUGGCGCGCGGAGCGCCAAUGUGCGUUCGUCGCACCAGUGGUGCCCGUGUUCGCCUUGACUAUCGCCGCCACACUCGCUCCGAAUUUGAGUUGUAAGGCCCACUUUUGACUGUUGUCCUUUAGAAAAUUAUAUCGUGCGGUGUAUUACAGUGUAUUGAAAGAUGAGGGUUUUUACGUAAUGAUUAUUAAAUGUCAAUAUGGACGUUACAGUGAAACAGUGACCAUUUAAAACAUUAAUACGGAUGUUAAUGUGUUCUUUAGUUGAACUGACUCCCACGAGCAAAGCUUGUGUUUAGUUCCUAUGCUUGGCAGUUAAAAUUUACUAGAUGUAUAAAUGAUAAUAUUUAUAUAUGCAUUAGGUAUAUAAAAUACUUUUGUUUCAAAUAGACGUAUUUACUCAUUUUGCACGUACUAUUAUUAUUAAUGUUUCAUAUUUUAUUGUGUAUUAGAGUACGUGGACGCUAACGUUAAACAUUUCGAUUUUAUUUUAAUAGGAAUACGAUUUAUAAAAAUACGUAAGUUAUUUAUUUUUUAGCACACGAAAUUUUCCAGUAAUUAAUCUGUAGGAUUUAUAAAAUAUUUGUGUAUUACUCGUACGUAUAUCGCUUUGGGAUAUGUAAAUGUAUUGUUCACUUUAAUUGCUCUGCCCCUCUUGUAUUUUAUAAAUAUUAUACGAGUACUUUAUAGAUUAUUUUUUAUAUCUCCUCUGCGAAACGCACAGUGGCUUUUUAUUGCAAAUGUGACCAAUUUUACCGAAUUAAAUGCAAAUGUUUGCAAAGGGUUUAAACAGCUGCACAUUGUUAGUACCUUUUUACAACGGACGGAUAAAUUGGGAUUAUUUACAAGAGAGCUUAUAAAAAAUUAAAAAUAACCUUGAAAGCAAUUUCCAAUAGAAAUAACGAGACUCGAAACGAAUAUUGCGUAGUAUUUGAUUAAAUGAUUGUUUAUUAUGAUAAUAAUGGUAAUUAUUUAGCAAUUAUUAUUGUAGUAAUACUGUGUCCGUUAAUAUAUUUUUUCACAGUGAAAUAUUACUUUUUAAAUACGUACGUAUGCAUAAUUUUUUACUUUAUUUUAUAAACAAACUCAGACCAAACAAAAAUUUUCGAUACAACAUUAUGUAAGUAAGUUUCAAGUGAUGUGACGACCACAUAUGAUAUAGUACAUACUGUAUAUGUGUGUAUAAUUGCGUGUUCUUACAAUAAGUUAAUCAUGGUUUUGGCGUCACUUGAAAUAUACGUAGUGUUCUGUAUAUCUUUGUUGGUCAUCGAAUAGCAAAAUUUUUGAGGUUAGUGAAGAUUUUAGUUAUUCUGUGUAGAUUAUCAUUAAUUCUUUAACAUAAUAAUUAGUGUGCAACUAAAUCAAUAAAAAUAGGAGAAACCAAUAAAAGGUACGUAGUCGUUUUUUUGUUUUAGAAAUUAGGUAAAAUCUUCACUGAACCAUUUCCCCGUUUGUACGAAUGUAAAUAGUUCUAGAAAUAAUUUGUGUGCAUGUACACGAGUAGGAUGCGAGUUGUUGUGCAUGAACAAACAAAAUAGUACUGAUAUGAGCUUAAAUGACGUAGUGCCUACGAAUAUAAUUAUGCUUGUAACAGUAUAAAGCGUAUAACUACAUUAAAUUUAAUACAAAUCCUUUUUCCAUUCCUAGAGAAGUUUUUCGUAAGACAUUAUCAACAUUGCUAAGACGCUCGAAAGUGAUAUAUACAUAAUAUUAUACGUCAUGGUAUGAAGGAUUACCUUAAUUUAAAUGGCUGUGUCCAAAUGAGGUUUCAAACCUUUUAAUGUCGUGUAGAGUGAAUCAAAAAUUAUAUUUAUUAUUAUUGUAAAAUGGCUGCGUGUUAGGUUGGUAAAAACAUUUCGUAAAUGUAACAAAUUAAGUAAUAAGCGGUCGAAAGUUAUAGAAGCGUUUGGAAUCUGAUACGCUGCAUAUAUGCAAUGGACAACAAUAAUUUUAUUAAAAGUGUUUUAAAGAGUUUAUAAAAUAUUGUUACAAAUCGGCAUUUAACACCGACCAUGUCGAAUGUAUUUAUAACCAAUUGUCAUAAUUCAUAAUAUGUCAUUUUUCUUUUCUUAACAAUAUAAAUAAAUCCAAAACAUAUUAUACCCAUCUACAUAUUUGUACUUAUUAAAAUGUACUUUUAGAUAUUAUAAUAUAAUAAUGAGUAUAAGUUAAUUACAUUGUUCGCUUAGAGUAGGUUUAGGUACUAUUAUGUGAAAUUAUGCAGAAAAAUAGUUUUUUAAUAUUGUUGUCACGUAAAUGUACCAAUCUUAUAAAAUUUUGUACCUAUGUUCGGAAAGUUGGAUAAUUUGUAGCUAGGAUCCAAUCUAAGACCUGCAUUUCUUCCAAGAACAGUAUAAUAACAUGUGCCUUGGCUAAAAAGAACUCGUUUAACUGACUUUAAUUUUGGCAUAAAUUAUUCGGUAUUUAAUACAAUUUUAUAAAAUAUAUAUAUUAGCAGCAUAUUAGAGACAACUCUCUAUGUGCUCCUAAUCUUUUACUGUCGACUUCUUUACCUACCAGCUAACUUCCCGAGUAUAAAAAUAUAUUGUAACUUUAAUUGUUUUUAAAUAUUAUGUAGAUUUGUAAAUAAGAGAAAAUUUAGUAUGAGGGUAAUACAGUCCUGUGAGGAUCAAAUAAUUUUCUCGUAAAUGCUUGUAAAAAAAGAUUAUCUUUACACUAUUUCAAUUUUAAAUUAAAGAAAAACUUAAGCUAUUUUUUCUUUGAUUUAGUAAAAUUAGAUACAAAAUUUAUUAUUAAAUUAUAAAAUUACAUUCUACAUAGAAUGUUAUAAUAUGUUAAGAUAUAGAGCUUGUGUGUUUAAUUUAUCGCUGUAAACUUUAUUCUGUGUUCAAUGUCAUUUUUCAAGUAAUGAGUGUUUCGUAAUUAUUGUAUUCAGUAUUUGUAGUGGAGUUGAUACAACUUUCCGAAGGUACGCACUAGGCGACAGAGAGCUAAUAUUAUCAUAAUAAAUGCAUCAAAUAAAGAGUUUGUUAAAUG